AUGGGCACUGACUCGAUCGUCUACAUUCGCACCGAUGACCCUGACCUUCCCGUGUUCUACUUCGACCCUCUCAUCAGUCCUAUCUCGUUGCGCAGCUUCACACCGAAGAACGCGCCAUUUGUACUCCAUGAGGACGCGAUCUUCGGCCCGAAUGACGCUGAGGACGACGACUUCGAGCUCGCUGACGAGGUCGAGCCUUUCCCCGAGGACAAGCCGCUGGAGAGCGAUCUCACGGCGGAUGCUAUCGCGCUCUGGUGGGCGCCCGAUCCGUACAGCCGCCGCUCAGGGCGUAUGCGCCGAGCGCAGGAUAUCCCGCUCGUGAAGGACUGGUAUCUCGAGCACUGCCCUCCUAACCAGGCAGUCAAGGUUCGCGUAUUGUAUCAAAUUCUACUCAAGUGCUACGUCUUGAACGAACUCAAGACACGCCCGGAGAAGGCCAUGUCGAAGAAGAACCUGUUCAAACAGCUGAAGGCGACCAAGUUUUUCCAGACCACGCGGUUAGACUGGGUCGAGGCGGGUCUGCAGGUCUGCAGGCAGGGUUACAACAUGCUCAACCUGCUCAUCCACCGGAAGAACCUGAACUGCCUCCACCUCGACUACAACAUGAUCUUGAAGCCAGUGAAAUCGCUCACGACCAAGGAACGUAACGAGUCGCAAUUCGGAAGCGCCUUCCAUCUGCCUGUGGGAUCCUUCGCCUCACGAAGUUGA
Molecule: messenger RNA, 708 nt
Organism: Fomitopsis serialis
Lineage: Eukaryota; Fungi; Basidiomycota; Agaricomycetes; Polyporales; Fomitopsidaceae
Product: NUC071 domain-containing protein
Exons: 3
Coding region: 1-708 (235 amino acids)
Biological process (GO): spliceosomal tri-snRNP complex assembly; mRNA splicing, via spliceosome
Cellular component (GO): U5 snRNP; catalytic step 2 spliceosome
Molecular function (GO): U5 snRNA binding; U2 snRNA binding; pre-mRNA intronic binding
Source: RefSeq, a predicted model, not a curated record